AUGAAUUUCCGAGAAAAGGUGCGGAAGGUGUUCCGUCGGUCCAGCAGUGGGUCCUCGUCCAAAUCCAAGGGCAAUGGAAUCAAGAUCGAAUACUAUAAACGCCAUGAAAUCCCCCGGUCCAAAUUCAAGGGCCCUUUCGAUCGAGAACAUCAACGCAAACUCGCAGCAUGGUCAUUCGGCGAGGCUCAAGAAGAGCGGCCGCGUACUCCCGACCUGUGUCUAUCCCCAUGUGCGUCGAUACCGGACUAUCUGCGAUCUCAUUACGAAGACGAGGAGGACCUGGCCCCCGAUCAGAUCCCGACAGCAGCACCAGAAGUAGACGUGACAGUUGCAUCACCCUCUGUUCACCCCGACGAAUACGCCUGCGGCCGACAGGGAGACAGUGGUUCGUCGUCAUCAACGGCCGUGGAGCCCGAAAGCUACAGCGAAUCGAUGAUGACGCUCUAUGCCGACGUCGACCCGGUCGACACGAUCGCCCAGCUGAAGGAAACGAUCCGUUACACUUCCCCGGUCGUACGAGCCAUUUCGCCGCCCCCCUUGUCACCCAAGGGGUGUUACAUGCCAUUCUCACCGGAAGACUUGACACGGGCGUUGAACGCCGUGCAGAUCUGCUCAUAG
This is a messenger RNA of Aspergillus sclerotioniger CBS 115572, 618 nucleotides long. RefSeq lists its product as uncharacterized. The transcript is spliced from 2 exons. Lineage: Eukaryota; Fungi; Ascomycota; Eurotiomycetes; Eurotiales; Aspergillaceae. The coding region runs from base 1 to 618 and encodes 205 amino acids. The record is from RefSeq and is a predicted model, not a curated record.